GAUUCUGUUGCUAGGCUGUUAGCUGGUGGCUUCUCCAUCUGAUGUUAGUGCAUUCUCUUACCUCCUUACCCUAAACUAUGCUAUUAUACACAAAUCGUUUUCAGGCUACAGCGAUUUGCGCAUAUACAGCGAAAAUUUUAACAAGCAAACCCUUAUUAAUUCUCUUGAUGUGUGUGCUGAAUAAUCAUCGCUGUAGGGGCUGCUCAACGACCCACAUCUAGGCACGUUGCUGGCUAGCUUAGCACCCGUUUUAGGCGGGAUGUCAACAGGUUUCCGUAGUGUUUGUCUUAAUUUUAUCUUUCAAAACGUGAGGAGGCAAUUUAGUAAAUGAGACAGAAGCUGCCACUUAAACCGAGGAGAUCUCAGGACAGCUUACUCCCUGGAUAAGCUGAUAAGGUUGAACCACAGAGAUCAAGAACAUGAGACAGGAGAAUGCGGAAAAUCUAUGAAAUCAAAGAACAAGAAAUGGUGAAAAUUUUCCCACUCACGCUCCCAUUCUCAUGACACCAGCAGGGAGGUAUGGGCUUCUUAAGGGUAGUAGCCAGAAUCAUGGGUAGGAUCAGUACAUUCAGGUCCUAUCAGCUGGUGCUUCUCCUGGCUGCUGCACUCGCUGUUGUAGCUUUUUACUACUUUGGCUCAGAGAGGCAGAAUUUCUCCAGUACCACAAAGAGGAUCAAGCAGACCCAGGCCAGUCACAACACCAACAGAAACGAUGCAGACCUCACCGUGGACACCAGGCUCUCGCACCCGGACGAGCCAAAGGAGCAAGGACGGGAAGAGCGAGGUGUAGAAGGAGACGGCGACGCUUUGACGUCCAGGAAAGCAGACAGUGAGGCUGGUUACCAACAUUACCACGUGCUAAUGAUGUUCACCAAAGUGGACAAGAGCCGGAGCUUGCAGGAUAAAUUCCGAGUGGCCAUGCUGUCCAUGGUGAAACACGGACACUUCUUGGAAGGAGAGGUGUUGGUUCUCCACUUUGUGAGUGACCAGGCCAGCCAAGAACUGGGCAAGAGGAUGCUGCAGGAGCUUUUCCUUGACACAACGUUUAAAUACGAGGUGGUGUUUCAUGACGUCGUGGCUCUGACUCAGAAGCUCUUCCCUAUUGUGGAAGCCAUGCAGAAGCAUUUCAGCGCUGGCUCCGGAGCCUAUUACAGCGACGCCAUCUUCUUUCUGUCUGUAGCUAUGCAUCACAUCAUGCCUGAAAGUCUGACGCGCAUAGUGCAGCUUGACUUGGACCUGAAGUACAGGACCAACAUCAGGGACCUUUUUCAGGAGUUUCACCAGUUUCCUCCAGGAGCAGUUAUAGGGAUCACCAGAGAGAUGCAGCCAGUAUACAGGCACACUUUCUGGCAGUACCGGAAGGAGAACCCUCAGACCAGAGUCGGGGAACCUCCUUCUGACGGCCUCCCGGGCUUCAACAGCGGUGUGAUGUUGUUGGACCUAGGUGCUAUGAGGUCCUCGGCUCUUUACAAUAAGCUGUUGGAGCCCAGCAAUGUGGCCAAACUAGCAGACCAGUAUCGCUUUAGAGGCCACCUGGGUGAUCAAGACUUCUUUACCAUGAUCGGAAUGGAGCAUCCUGAACUGUUUUACUCCUUGGCGUGUGGCUGGAACCGGCAGCUGUGCACCUGGUGGAGGGAUCACGGAUACGGAGACAUAUUUCAGUUGUAUUAUCGCUGCGAUGGACCUGUCUAUAUCUAUCAUGGGAACUGCAAUACCCCUAUACCAGACGACUGAGAUUUGCACUGGCUUGAUACUACAACUGUUUUCAUUGUACAAUACAAACAAUAUGUGGUGUUUGUGGAAGUCGUUUUAACAUGGUGGUUAUUAUGGGUGAAAACGGCUCUUCAUUACAGUCGUACAGAGUGGUGUAUUAACAGGUGGUUGUUUUUUUCAGGUACUACACGCAUGACAUUAUGAUGUAAUGUAUACAGGUCCAUGUGGGAUUUGAGCCCGUCACUGCAGAAGGAUUUUACCACUCCUUCAUGUUCCGUAAACGCAUAAACUUGUUGGCUAGUUUGGAUGUGACUUAGACCCCAGCCACACAGGCGUACAGACUGGUGUGUGACCAUAUGGCAACCAGCGGUCGUGAGGGAGCUGUGAAGGAGUUGUGAGUGGUUGCUUAAGAUUGAUGACAGUGCUUGAAAAAUAAUUGCUAAAGCACGAGUCACACAGGCUGGGAACCUUUGGGAAAACUGUAUUCCUCUCCUGAUUGGCAAGAACCUUGUAAUUGCUUUGGCUGCUAGCAUACUGGCCGCCUGUAGUUUGUGUGGAACUGACGGAUUUGUCUACAAACAGCAGCCAGCUACUCUGAGCUGCAGUGACAACAUGAAAGGUGCGCCACACUUUUCCAGAUUUUACUGCAGCUCUUCUAGUAGUUAGCGAGUGUUUGCAGACAGCAUACUGUAAGUACGGGCAACUGUGGAAGUCUGCGAGCAACCAAAGCAAUCACUCUGAGGUUUUUGGUGUAUUUCCUUCUGUGAAACGGAGUUCACCCAGCAAGAGCCAGCAACUUCCAGGAGUCAGCUGCCAACUCGUUGGGGAAUAUAUGUUUCCCUAGCAACUGCAUCCAAUAUGGCAGACAGCUCUUGAGCAGUGCAAUAAUGAUGUCACAUGAGAAGCAUCUUUUAUUUCUGUGGAGAGAAAAAAUUGCAGUGUUGAAGUUUGAUUUAGGUUUAUUGUUUAUAUAUACAGUUUCAGUUUAUGUGUUUUUUAACAAAAUUAAAAACAAGAGAAUCAAGUACACCAAGUAGUGUACAGUAUUUAACGCAGUAACUCCCAAAUCACUAACUGAUGCUGAAAUAUUAAUGCAGUGAAGCAAAUGCAUAGACCGACCUCGGCUCGCUUCAUUCUCCAACACGUCGAGUUUUCAGUGUCCCAAGUUCAGCCUACAUCACACCGUAGCAGGUGAGGGCUAAUCUCUGUCAAUUACUUGUAUUUUUUCUUUCUUGCAACCAGAGGGAUCGCUCUUCGUGGACUUUGUGGGUCAGCCACAGCUCUUUUCAAACACGUCUUUACAGGUAGAAAAGCAGAAGUGAGUGGGUGGGGGGAGACAGCAGAGAGCUGGCCACAGGGAUCGGAGAGAUAACGAUUAACAUUGACGACACUGAAGGCUGUUGUUUGUGCCCCGUGUUUGCAGUGUAGCCGAGGCCAAACAGACCCACUUCAUUCAGACACACGUUUCUGAAGGAGCGUUGCGGCCAAAAGCGUGACUGCAGACGCUGACCCACUUUUCAGUUUUCUUGCUGUGCUCAAUGAAGUCCUGCUCAGAUUCAAAGAAAUGUCAACACUCAAUAUUAAUCAGAAACUUAAUCGCUUUAUGUAGCACUGAAGCACGCUGCUAAGGAGAAAACGAACAGUGGAAUAAGACUAUAAAAAGAAUGUCUUCAGUUCUCAACACCUUAUAGCUUUUUCUGUUUUACUACUAACAGAGCCAGUGACUUUACUGGUUACAUGUUGAUUACAUUAGUUUUACUGGGAUUGCUGUUAUGCCACUAUCAGUGUACAUCACUAUCAGUUUCAGUGCAUUACAGUGUUUAAAAUGACAUAAAAUGGUUGAUAUUGAUAAUCUAUCAGAAAGCAUGUACAAUUUUUUAAAGUACAGUCAUGUACCAGAAAGGAUAGAUUAUUAAAGGGAAGGAUGAAACCAUACGUUCAAGAGAAGAAUCAGUGGAAGAGCUUGGUCUUAUGGACCCCUGCCAACAGCUGUACUGUAAGUGUCAUACAAUAUAUCCAUGUGAUGGUUUGUGUGUGAUCUAAAAACUUGUAUAUCAGUUUCUUGUUGGUACUCUGCUAACACAUACAAACCUAUUUGUGUCAUCAUCUAAAAAAAUGUUAUAUGUGUAUCGUCUAGAGAUUCACUCACUGCAAUUUUUGAUUCCAGGUUGUUUUUGUUUGUUUGUUGCCAAUUCUGAUUUUCUCUCUAAGAACUACACCUGACAGAUUAUAGAAAAAUUAAGUUUUCUUUAAUGCAACAAUUACAGUUUGGAGAUACAGGACCUUCUGUUACUGAAACAAUUGAAAAUAAAAUGCUUUAUUUAUAUAAACAGAACUAAUGUCAGUUUCUUAGAUCAUUUUGCAUAUAAAUUUACCAAAUAACAGAACAGUGAUCCUUUUUUAUUUUUCACUCAACUCCACAACUUUCCUGUAACUGCUUUGGUCCUUUGCUCAUACCGAGGCUCACACCAAGCUUGUGGCUAGCUCUGAGCUCUGGCUAGCUUUAGCUUUAGCCACGUUCCCUUCUUUUAAAUGGUGACGUGAACGCUUUCAUGGUUCUCCACCUGCCUAUUUGCUUUAGUGUCUUUACUCACAGUGGAGAACCUCCACAGUAACGACAUAUUAACAUGUGUCUGCGAGUGUGCAUGCGACUGUUUGUCUGCACUUCUGUCCAUGUGCUGAAUAUGCAUGAAACAGACGGGGUCACUGGUCAGUCGAUCGGUAUUGUCGAGUGCUUAUUCCUGUGUUACAUGCAUCCAUUGCCAUGUGUGUUGUUUCUGUUGUGUCCUUCAAACACUCAGACUUUGUAUAAAGCGUUUUAGCUCAUUUGGCUAAAUGACCAAUGCACUUAUGCAAUUGUGAGGCAUCCGUCAUCUGUCUGUCCCUGUUUGUGAGCCUCCUUGACCUCUCGUUGGCUUUUAAUUAGUCAUUAGUUUGUGCAGAUGCAUUCAAGCAGUGACAACAAAACUUAGACAGACAAGCAACUACACCCUGGUUAAUCUGACUGAGAUCUUGGAGAGUGUUAAUAAUCUGGUGUGUAUGGCACUGAUGUACUAACACUAUACUUACCAAAGUAACAGCUGUCUGUAUUUUUCACUUUAAUAACCCCUCAGCAGAUGAUGCUAAUGUCUAAAGAUCAAAUUUGUCUUGACGGAACCAAAUGAGAAAGCUUUACAUGCCCUUUUCAUUUAAAGUCUUCCUGUGACAGCAGCAGAGUUAUCAUAUCUUUAAAAUGUUGUUACAUUGCUUGUGUUUCUCUUUCCUAAAUAAAAUGUCUUGCUGUUAUUACCA
This is a messenger RNA of Pelmatolapia mariae (spotted tilapia), 5004 nucleotides long. It is a transcript of the gene xxylt1, whose product is annotated as xyloside xylosyltransferase 1. The transcript is spliced from 5 exons. Bases 520 to 1734 code for a protein of 404 amino acids. Gene Ontology annotation, cellular component: endoplasmic reticulum membrane. NCBI's taxonomy places the organism in Eukaryota, Metazoa, Chordata, Actinopteri, Cichliformes, Cichlidae. Gene Ontology annotation, molecular function: xylosyl alpha-1,3-xylosyltransferase activity. Gene Ontology annotation, biological process: protein O-linked glycosylation via N-acetylgalactosamine. The record is from RefSeq and is a predicted model, not a curated record.